Messenger RNA from Lepisosteus oculatus (spotted gar), 1513 nucleotides. RefSeq names its product acidic mammalian chitinase-like. The record is from RefSeq and is a predicted model, not a curated record. Gene Ontology annotation, molecular function: chitin binding; hydrolase activity, hydrolyzing O-glycosyl compounds. NCBI's taxonomy places the organism in Eukaryota, Metazoa, Chordata, Actinopteri, Semionotiformes, Lepisosteidae. Gene Ontology annotation, cellular component: extracellular region. Gene Ontology annotation, biological process: carbohydrate metabolic process.
AUGUCAAGACUCACUAUCUCAGCAGGGCUAGCACUGCUGCUGUGUAUUCAGAUAGGUUCUGCCACCAAACUGGUGUGCUACUUCACUAACUGGUCCCAGUACAGGCCUGGCGUUGGCAAAUUCCUCCCAGAAAAUGUGAACCCCCACCUUUGCACUCACCUGAUCUAUGCCUUCGCCAGCGUCAACGAAGGUAAUGAGCUGGUCACCUAUGAGUGGAACGAUGAGACUCUGUACCAGUCUUUCAACGGCCUGAAAAAGAGAAACCCUCAGCUGAAGACCCUGCUGGCUGUCGGGGGUUGGGUUAAUGGAACCAGCCCGUUCAUCAACCUGGUGACCACGCAGGCAGGGCGCAACACGUUCAUACAGUCGUCCAUCCGUUUCCUGCGAGAGCACGGCUUUGAUGGGCUAGACCUGGACUGGGAGUACCCUGGGUAUCAGGACAGCCCCCCUGAGGACAAGCAGAGAUUUACAGCCCUGGUGAAGGAAUGUAUGGCAGCAUUUGAGAGGGAAGCCACAAGCAGCAAGCGUCCCAGACUGUUGCUUUCAGCUGCAGUGGCUUCUGGGAGGUCAAAGGUCGACAACGGUUAUGAGAUCCCGGAGAUCUCCAAGUAUCUGGACUUCAUCAGCGUAAUGACCUAUGACUUCCACGGAGCCUGGGAGAACAAUACUGGACACAACAGCCCUCUGUACCGUGGCCCCAUGGACAAAGGAGAACUCCUCUAUUUCAACAUUGACUCGUCUAUGAAGUACUGGCGCGAUCAGGGGGCACCUGUAGAGAAGCUGCUGGUGGGCUUCCCCACUUAUGGACGCUCCUUCCAGCUGGCGUCCAGUGCCAACAGAGUUGGGGCUCCUGCUGACGGACCUGGGGCAGCUGGGCCGUACACCCGGGAAGAAGGCUUCUGGUCUUACUACGAGAUCUGUUCUUUCAUCCAGAGUGCCACAGUCCACUGGAUCCCAGAGCAGAUGGUUCCUUACGCCACCAGAGGAAAAUCAUGGGUGGGCUUCGACAACAAGGACAGCUAUGACUACAAGGUCCAGUGGCUGAAGGACCAUAAUCUGGGCGGGGCCUUUGUUUGGACACUGGAUCUGGAUGACUUUGCGGGACAGUUCUGUGAACAGGGCCGUUACCCCCUCAUCAGCCACCUGCGCGACCGGCUAGGUCUUCCUCCUCCCCCCACCACCACGGCCCCUCCCCCCACCACUCCGGGAGAUGACUUCUGUGCCAGCAGACUGGACGGGCUGUACCCCAACCCCGCCGACCCCACCACCUUCUACCACUGCUACCGCGGGGAGACAUUCCUGCAGAAGUGCCAGCCAGGCCUGGUUUACGUAGACGCAUGCAAGUGCUGCAACUGGCCGUAGAGUGCUUGGGCCAGACCGGGCAGCACUCACUCCUGUCGAGGUCACUCUGACAACAGACAUCCCCCCGAGCCCCAGAGAUCGGCCUGCUUUCUUUGAAGUGGAACGACAAGGCAUCCCAAGAUACAAAGAUUAAACUUCUUUCAUUAGUCUG